AUGAUCACACCGCGCUUCUCGUGCUCCCAAUCCGAAGAUGCAGUCAUCGUGACCAUGUACUGCCCCUCUGUUCGAGCGUCGGACGUCGAAAUCAGCGUGGAUGACACACUCUUCAGCAUUCAUGUCAAUCCAUAUUUCCUACGGCUCAAUUUUCCUCAUCCACUCCGAGGGGACGAGGACGCCUCCGCGUCAUAUGAUGCCGGCACCGGGUACCUGACCGUAUCGUUAAACAAGGAGACGAAGGGGCAGGACUUCAAGGACCUGGAUCUGCUGGCUAAAUUGCUUGCACCCCGCCCGGCCGAACAAAUCCCAGAAGAGCCUGGGAUAGAAGUGCUGGCAUCGGAAGAUGCGCACAGGGAUGACGACAGUGAACUCGCCGAACGUGCACAGCAGCUGACGCUCGAGCAGCGAGAGAUACUGGAAGCCGCAAAUAAUGAUUGGCAGUUACCCCAGGAAACUCCAGAGCCUCUACCUCCGUUGCGUACCACGCCCGAACACCGAUACGGUUUCCUCGACAUGCAUAUAGGGUACUUCCGACAUGUCGCACACGCUGAGAAUGAGGUCAACGAGCUGGGCCCUGACGCGGAAACGAUGCCUCCCGCCGAGCGGCGCAAGAGACGCCUCAUCCACGAGCAGGAAAAAUGGGACGACGAAUACUACAUGGCAGAUUUCGUCGAUGAUGAGUACAUACAGGAACUCCUCGCCUGGGCGAGUCCAGUCGCGGGUACGACGGACGGGCACCAUUUCACCGAAGAGGAAAACGCCACGAUGCUCCGUCUCCCACGCAAGGAAUAUUCAACCAUCCCGCAGCAGACCCACGACCUUUACCUCACUCUACUGACACUGCUUUUCUCGUACGCAUACGAGACACGUACAACGCAGCAAGAUCCCACUCCUGAGAGCGCAUGGACGCUCGCCUCCCUAACUCCAGCCUUCUCCGCGCUCGAUCCUGCUCCCUAUCACGCUCUUCCCGAACGGUCGAACCCUGCGUCGUUCACUGAAACCGAACUCUCCGCGACAUUCGUCGCGUCCUAUCGGCGCGCGCUCGCCUUCCCACUAUUCCGCUCGUUCGCCCUGGCCGAGCGGUGCCGUGCAGACGUCGUCGACAUCCUCGCAGGAGGCCGGCGCCUGGUGACACGCUGCUUGCUCGGGAUGAAGCACGUACUCGACCACCACGAGGUGUAUUAUGUAUACAGCAAAGUGUGGGUAGACGACUACUGCGUAUGGACGCUCGCAUAUACCAGGCAUGCUCUUUUCCCUUCUCUAUCACGGAAAAUCGCAGGCCUCAAGAUAGCAAAGAGCAUGGUCGGCUGGGACCUUGACGAGCUCGAAUCGGCGGCGCUUGAGGAAACGGAGAGGCAAUCGGACAGCGACGACGAAUCUGAGGAUGAAAUCGAGCAAAUGCUGCCUGCUCCCCUCUGA
Messenger RNA from Postia placenta MAD-698-R-SB12, 1422 nucleotides. RefSeq lists its product as hypothetical. Bases 1 to 1422 code for a protein of 473 amino acids. NCBI's taxonomy places the organism in Eukaryota, Fungi, Basidiomycota, Agaricomycetes, Polyporales, Adustoporiaceae. The transcript is spliced from 6 exons. Gene Ontology annotation, biological process: box H/ACA snoRNP assembly. Gene Ontology annotation, cellular component: cytoplasm; nucleoplasm. The record is from RefSeq and is a predicted model, not a curated record.